Lytechinus variegatus (green sea urchin) is the source of this 899-nucleotide messenger RNA. RefSeq names its product H/ACA ribonucleoprotein complex subunit 2-like protein (gene nhp2). Gene Ontology annotation, molecular function: box H/ACA snoRNA binding. Gene Ontology annotation, cellular component: box H/ACA snoRNP complex; nucleolus. The transcript has 4 exons. The coding region runs from base 145 to 609 and encodes 154 amino acids. Gene Ontology annotation, biological process: snRNA pseudouridine synthesis; rRNA pseudouridine synthesis. The record is from RefSeq and is a predicted model, not a curated record. Lineage: Eukaryota; Metazoa; Echinodermata; Echinoidea; Temnopleuroida; Toxopneustidae.
GACCUUAGAAACACAGUAUAUUUCACCGGAAUCUCUGAAAAGCGCCACGCCGCCUUCGUCGGCGGCGUAGCUUGCCCUCUUACGGAUUCGUAUUACUGCAGAACACGUGGACGAAUCAACAACAUUUAAUACAAGCCUUACAAAAUGAAGUCACCAGCAGGAGCAAAGAAUGGGAUUGAUCACGCUGAUGAUGAAGCUGAACCACAAGAACUCACAUAUGAUGAACUUGUUGCUCGUGUCUCACCCAUAGCAAAUCCUUUGGCCUCAAGGAAACUCACGAAAAAAUUGUACAAAGUCAUCAAAAAAGCUAGUAAAGUCAAGAUGGUCAGACGUGGGGUAAAAGAAGUUCAAAAGUUUCUACGUAAGGGAGAGAAAGGGUUCGUGGUAUUUGCUGGAGACGUAACACCCAUUGAAGUUAUGUGUCAUUUGCCUGCUGUCUGCGAAGACCUGGACAUGCCCUAUGCCUAUGUACCUUCAAAAUCUGACUUGGGGGCUUCGAGCGGGGCAAAGAGGGCGACAUGCUGCAUCCUGGUGAAGAAGCACGCAGACUACGAAGACAGCUACAAGGAAUGCCAUAAUCUAGUGAAGGCUCUACCCCCUCCAAUCUGAGAAGAGAAGACAUUCUGUUAUUAUAGAGGACUCGACAGAUAAAACAAUCAAGAAAUCAGACUCAUUCCGAGCUGAUCUCAUUGAGAUCAAAUUCGUGGAAUCAUGAUGGGAUACCAUUGAAGCAUAGUCUGAUCUUUUGAGAGAAAUCAGAAAAGUAGCAAAAUGGAAAGGAUGUAUUUAUAUUUUCAUGGUCAUUAAACUGGACUCCAUCAUUCCUGUUCCAUUCACGACCCCAUUGCAUAAAAGUUACUAUUAUGAUUACUUUACCAUCCAGUUGUAACUACCAUGGU